This is a messenger RNA of Onychostoma macrolepis, 3268 nucleotides long. RefSeq names its product F-box and leucine-rich repeat protein 4 (gene fbxl4). The record is from RefSeq and is a predicted model, not a curated record. Lineage: Eukaryota; Metazoa; Chordata; Actinopteri; Cypriniformes; Cyprinidae. Gene Ontology annotation, cellular component: SCF ubiquitin ligase complex. The transcript has 8 exons. Bases 266 to 2116 code for a protein of 616 amino acids. Gene Ontology annotation, biological process: SCF-dependent proteasomal ubiquitin-dependent protein catabolic process. Gene Ontology annotation, molecular function: protein binding.
AGAACUCCACUUCCCACAAUGCAUUGUGCAGAGGUGAAGCGGAUGUUUAUAUUCCGCAUGAACAGUGAAGAAUGGUCGAGCAAUGACAGCAGAAGUGAGAGAUGGAUCGAGAACACAGAACACACUCAGCACAAAACUCCAACACACCAACUCUGUCAUGCAUGCAGCUUGGCCUAUAGCCUGUACUGUGUAGAGCCUAUCGCGCUACAGUGCAGGGAAGAGAAAAAGGUUGUGCUUCCUGACUCAAACCCAGUCCUGCUGCUCCAUGUUUCCUAUGCUAACCCUUCUGAGCAUGUUUUACUAUAUCUGUCUACGGCGGCGCUCCAGGAGCGGGACACGGAGCGAGGCAUUGGGUAGCCGGCGGGCAGUGGAGCUGGGCCAGCGUUCUGCGCUACCUGUCACCGUUGAGGUUGAGCAGUAUGGCAAAGAGGUCCUGGACUUCAGUUCUCACUACGGCAGCGAGAACAGCAUGUCCUAUACCAUGUGGAAUCUGGCGGGAGUGCCUAAUGUCUAUCCCAGCUCAGGAGACUUCACCCAGACGGCUGUGUUCCGCACUUAUGGAAGCUGGUGGGAGCAGUGCAGCAGCUCCCCUCCACGGUUCCGUCGUACGCUGCCCAGUUUCCACAGCCAGGACUACCUGGAACUAGCCUUCGAGGAGCCCGUCUAUCCCACAGCUGUGGAGGUGCUGGAGACCUACCACCCCGGAGCCAUUGUCAAGAUCCUAGCGUGCUCGCUCAACCCUUUCUCCCAGAACCCUCCAGCUGAUGUGAGGUGGGAGGUUCUGUGGGCCGGCAAGCCCAACAAAGCUCUGAACCCUCAAGCUCGCCAGUUCUCCCCCAGCAUCAAGCAGAUCAAUUUUGCCACCAACCUGCUGCGUCUGGAAGUGAACAGCUCUCUUAUGGAAUACUACACAGAGCUGGAUGCUGUGAUCCUGCGAGGCGUUCGGGAAAGACCCAUUCUGGCCCUCUAUAAGAUUCCUGUCAUCGACAUCAGUGAUCUGAGUGACAGUGAAGAAGAGAUCAGUGAUGCAGGAGGCCUCUGCUGCAGGUCGGGAGGAGACAACAGGCACAACCUGGGGAACGGCUACUUUGAUAGGCUCCCUUAUGAGCUAAUUCAGCUGAUCGUGAGUCACCUGCCAGUUCCAGACCUGUGCCGAUUGGCUCAGAGCUGCAAGCUUUUUCACAAACACUGCUGUGACCCGUUGCAGUACAUUCAGCUCAGCCUGCAGCCAUACUGGGCCCGGCUCACAGACGCCUCUCUGAGCCACCUGCAGAGCCGCUGCACCCUCCUGCAGAGACUAAACAUGUCCUGGACAGGCAACCGUGGAGCCGUGACGGCCGCUGGGUUCUGCAGCUUUAUGAAGGCCUGUGGGCUGAGUCUGGUGUGUUUGGAGCUGUCGUGCUGUCAUUUCCUGACUGAAGCAUGUUUAGAAGUGAUCGCCCAGACGUGUCCGUGCCUCCAGGAGCUCAAUUUGGCUUCCUGUGACCGUCUGCAACCUCAAACCUUCAAUCACAUCGCCAAACUCACUAACCUACGCAGGCUCGUGCUGUACCGCACCAAAGUUGAGCAAUCAGCCAUAUUGAGCAUCCUCACAUUCUGCCCAGAGCUCAAGCACCUUAACCUGGGAAGCUGUGUCAUGAUUGAGGACUAUGAUGUGGUGGCGAGCAUGCUGAGCGCACGCUGCCGCUCUCUACGCUCCCUCGACCUGUGGCGCUGCAGGAACCUAAGCGAACGCGGUCUGGCAGAGCUGGUUUCGGGCUGCAGGCUCCUGGAAGAGCUGGACCUGGGUUGGUGCUCCACGCUUCAGAGCAGCUCUGGCUGCUUCCAGCACUUGGCCCGCAGUUUGCCCCGCCUACGCAAGCUCUUCCUCACCGCCAAUCGCACCGUGUGUGACUCUGACCUGGAGGAGCUGGCCUCUAACUGCAACGCUCUGGAGCACCUUGAUAUACUGGGUACACGGAUGGUGAGCCCUGCCUCUCUGCGGAAGUUACUGCAGUCUUGUCCUCUGCUAAAGCUGGUGGACGUGUCUUUCUGCUCGCAGGUCGACUCUCGCUUCGUCCAGGAGCUCAGUGGCCUUUUCCCGAAUGUGUCCAUCAAGAAGAGUUUCACUCAGUAAAACUCAGUGGGUCCUGAGCAGGAGCAGUUUUACGGGACGGUCUUUAAGACCCCGGGGAGAAGGGUGGUGCAUGGUGCUGUGAACUUGCUGCCUUGAACUGCACGGAGCUGUGGACUGCCGGUUCGAAGAUGUUAUAGAUGUUUCACUCGCUGGUCUCACUAUGUAUUGAAUCUCACACAUUUCAUCAGACCUCAGUUUUUGAUCUUAAUCUCAGGGUUUUAUUUUUGUCUUCAGAGAGAGACGUUUGUAGUAUGCUGUACUACAGCCGAAUGGUUUUGUUUUAAACAUACAUAUUCAAGUGUUCCAGCACCAAUGUUUUAUUUGCUUUGUUAAAUGUUGUCAAAUCGAUGUUAAAUAUUGUGAAAUAGUGUACUAUGAUUAUUUAUUGAUUGGUUAUAAAUUCAGGGCCACAUUGACUUGAAUUGUGGGCACAGAAAUCUUUUGUGGCAAUACCUUGUUUGUGUGAAACUUUGCCCAUAUCUCCUGUCAAUCCUGUUAUGCACAUGUAUGUACACAAUAGGGCAAAUACCAAAAUAUAAGCUUUUUUCCUCUAUUGCAAAACUUGACGUUUCCUUUUACACAGGCGCAUGCUAACCGGUAGAUAACAUAUCCUUGUGCCUUAGUUUUAAAGAGAGAAGUGCUUUGUUUGUUUGCUGGUCGUCUAUAUUGUGCUAUGCUAAAUUGUGAUUUGCCAAAAUCACCCUAAACCAAAGGGUUUUUCUUUUUUCCUAAUACACUUUAAUUUUGAAAAACACAGAUGGCAAUGUACUGUAUUUUCUUUAAAUGUGUACAAUUAUUCAAGUCAAAUCAAGGAUUAAGGAUAAAUUGUUUAGUGCAUUUGGUAAAAGUUUUUUAAGUGCCAUGUUUUUAAAAACAAAAAGAAAAAAAAGAUGGUUUUCAAUUUGACUUACCUGUGCUUUACUAGCAGUAUAAUAAGCACACCCUGUAAACAAACUCUACAGUUAAUUCGAAGCAACCUAACGCUAAAUAGAUUGUAUUUAUGUUAAAUUGUACAGUAGCUACAGUGAAUUUCUUGUCAUUUUGGAUAUUGUAUUAAAUUUGUGCUGUUAGGAAGCAGGUGGCUUUUAGCAUUAUGUCAGAUCUGAGAGUGAUAGUCGAGGUCUUGGUUCAAUAAAGUGAGGCUUAAUAUUU